CUCUCCACCUUUCUCGGCUUGAGUGUGCCUUCUCUCGGCGAUUCCGUCGCAGUGGAGACCUGGGAUCCAGCCGGAGAACGGACUACAGGAUCAGGCCAUUGGUGGACAGAAGUAUAAUCCAGUCACCCAUCAUCAAUAAUGUCUCAUUAUGGGCAACAGAAGAAAUCCCAGAGAGGGGGCCCACAGCAGGGCAUGAGGUCACGGUCAGGUGGAUCAGGCUCAUCACUGCAAGGAUCCCUGCUUGGGCCUGGUCCCGGUUUCAUGAAGCCAGUGCUGGAUCUUUCCCACAAUGCACAACUGCUUCAGAGUCAGCAGAUGCAGAACGCUAAUGAGAAACAGCGCGUUUUCACUGGUGUUGUGACCAAUCUUCAUGACUAUUUUGGAGUGGUGGAUGAAGAGGUGUUCUUUCAGUUGAGUGUCGUCAAGGGUCGUAUACCACAGGUGGGGGAGAAAGUUUUGGUGAAAGCAGUCUACACACCUAACCAAUCGGUGAAGUGGAAUGCGGUGAAAGUCCAGACAUUAAGUAAUCAGCCUAUGUCAAAGGCCCCAGUGCCUCUUAUGCCUUCGAUGUCCAUGAGUCAGAAGCCAGGGAUUCUUGGGGCAACUCCUCAGCCACUUCUUUCUAGUCACCGUUUGCCUUCCUUGUUACAAAUGCCACAGAAGUAUGGAUUAAUGCAAGCACCACCACAGAUGCCCUCCCUUGCUAUGUUCGAUAGAAGAGGAAGAUUCAUGGACCAGAGAGGAAAGAAAGGAAGAGGCAACCAAGACAGAAGCGAUAGCAGAGGCUUAGACUCAAUGAAACGUAAGGACAGACUUUCCAUGCAGCAAUUGCCAGCAAAGAGGCCACGUAGGGAUGCUCCACAGUACAGGGUUCACUUUGCAGGCUACAGUCUAGAAGGAUCAGUAUGUGAUGCUGUGGAAGUGAUACGGCGUUACAGGUCCAUGACCCUUCCCAAAGAAUUCUUUGAUGCACAGCUUUGCUGGGUGGAUUCAUUUCCUCUCUUACAGCCCCUUCUUGUGAAUAGCCCGUGCCACUUCCAUGUAAUGGACAAAUCGGAAACUGAGAAUGAAAAUGAAGCUGAAUUUGGUGCACCUGAUGCAGACCCUACAUACACAGUAAAGGUUCUCCUGUUGGAUUGCCCAGAGUUCGAAGGGAUAGCCCGAGAAUGCUUACAAUUUGUUGAUGGUGUUCAGGAUAAGAAAGGAGGCCCCCAUCACCCUUCAAAACUUAUAAAGUUCUUGAUGGGAAAGAAGGACAAGGAAGUAAUGACUCUUGGUGGGGCAUGGUCUCCGUCCUUGGAUGGCCCAAAUCCAGAAGAGGACCAAUCAGUGCUCAUCCGAACUGCUAUUCGCUGUGUGAAGGAGCUGUCAGGAGUUGAUCUAAGUGAAUGUACACAGUGGUUUCGCUUUAUGGAGUUUCGCUACUUACAUCAGGGAGACCCAUCUUAUGUUGAGACUGUGGUAGUAUUUUUACCAGAUAUGUGGCACUGUGUCCCCUCUGUGCUAGACUGGGAAACCCUGGUAUCGGAGCAUGAAGCUUCUAGUACUGCAGAUGAGACAGAAGAGAACGAGGGUGAUAAGAAAGAGGAUGUAAAAAAAAAUCAGCAAGAAAAGAAACGCGCUUCUCUUCCAAAAGAGCCAUCUAUACUUGUCUACCCAAAUCGAGCAGCUAUGGAAGGAAAAUUUAAUUGUGUCACACUUUCGCUGCAUGAGCUUUUGGAGUAUCGGAAGCAGAAUGUACAUUACAGUUUUGAGGUCUCAUUGUUGGCAGAACAGUUCCAAGAAAUGCUUCAGAGGGACUCUGCUUUCAGUAUCUUUAAAGGGUUGCUGCAGUUGCCAGAAAAGGAGGAUGAAAAGCCAAAGGAAAAGAAGACUGAAGAUGGCAUAACAGAGACUGAUGAGACCAAAGCUGAAGCCCAGGAAUCUAUGAAUGUUGAUGAGGAAGUGGACAGUGCUGAGACAGCUAUGAAGGAAGACUCUGAGACUCUGACACCUGAUAAAAAGGGUCAGAAGCGUGAAACUUCAAAGAGGCAGACAAAGAGAGUGGAUGAAGCAGGUGAUGAGGCAGAUAAAGCUGAUUCAGUCACUGCCGAGAAGGGAGACACGGACAUACAGACGGAGGAUGUACUGCUGCUCCAAGAGGAGGAGGAUGAGUUUGGAGCAGAAGAGGAGGAAAAGAAAUCAACUGCAUCCAACCAUUCUGGAGUGGAGUCCUCUCACCAGGAGGUGGAAAAAGCUCCAGCUGUCAUCCUUCCAAAGGACGUCUUGGUUGGCUUUGCAUAUUUUGACCUGAACUUCUGCGGCUACAUCCAGAGAAGGGAACUUGAGAAAAUCAUUUUGACAGUGGGACUUCACCUUUCAAAAGAACAGGUUUCACAGCUAGUGGAGAAAGUUGCAUCCGGAAUCUCUUGUGACUAUACUAGUCUGGAAUAUGACAGGGAGGAGUAUGCAGAUUCGAGCAACUCUGACACACGCCUUUCUGAAGACAUGCUUAUGGGUAACAUUCCCCUCCUGCCUCCUUCCAAUUUUUCCCGAUUUGGAAAUGUAACGAAGCAAGAAAUGUCCACAGAGAGUGGUGACCUGGUUUCGCACAAUGGAGCAGUGGUGAAUAUGAAGAAUGUACUGGAAAAGCUUGAGCGGACAGAAGCUGGCAGAGCCCAGGUGGAGCAUAAGGUCAUCUCUCUGCAGCAGAAACUGGAUGAAGCCUGUGAACAGAUGUCUGCCGUGGAGCAGUCAAACAAAUCCUUGAAUGAUCAGCUUGAGGAGUUGCGUAAACAGAUUGCUGAAACAGAGGAACGUUUGAAGAACACUGAGAAGUUAAAAAGUACAUAUCAAACUCAGCUGCAGCACAGCAGUCGGUGCCUGACAUCCCUGAUGGAGGAAAUGCAGAGAAUUGUUAAUAAGAAUAACAGAACAAUAGAUCAGAAGAGUGAAGAAGCAAGCAGUUAAAGCAUUCCACACUGUACUGCUAAAAAGUGAAAAACGGCCCCCAAGAAAGAGUGCAAGCAAGCAAACAAGAAGGAAUUCUUCUGUUGAUGACCCCAGGACACAACGCCUCUGAAUGCUGAUCAUUGGAGGUGUCCUUAUAGUAAGGGCAAAGAUUGAUAAGGGCAGAUAGGGGGAUGCUACAGUAAUCAACUAAAUAUUGAACAGCAUCAGUUUGGUGCAGGUCUUGUGAUCCUAGGGAGAACAUGUGUCAGCAGAUUAGUUGACACUAAGUCUUCUUAUAUUAAAUCAAAUUGGAUCAAGAGUGUUUCUUUUUUAUGCUAAGGUUCUGUUUUGUUUUAUAAUUUAAAAUUGUGUUUAAGGUAAUUCUGUUCAUCUGUUCUGUCCAGGAGUAGUACUUUGUACUGAUAACGGGACAUACAAAGCAAAAAAAGUAGUGCAUUCCCACUAAGCAACAGAUGGUGGCAGUGACGCUCAUCUGAAAAGGCACCCCUCCAGCUGCCACUGUGGAGAGAAGUCCCACAGCUUUGUAUUAGAAGUAAUAUGCCUUUUGUGUAUUAUACAUACGUUUUUAUACGAAAACUAAAUGCAGAUGAAUCAGCUGCGUCCUUCCCUCCCCCUUGCUUGUCUGUCUUUUUAAUUAUGUGUUGGUAUUGUUGUCAUGGUACUUUUGUCAUGUACAGUGUUGCUGUUUUAUUAAUGAGAAAAGGUUCCACAAGAUUUUUUGUGGGGUAGGUUUAAAGUCUUCUAAUGAUUUAUGUUGAAAAUUUUAAAAUAAAAUUUACACUGGAACCAUGAA
Molecule: messenger RNA, 3745 nt
Organism: Protopterus annectens (West African lungfish)
Lineage: Eukaryota; Metazoa; Chordata; Ceratodontiformes; Protopteridae
Gene: CCAR2
Product: cell cycle and apoptosis regulator 2
Exons: 21
Coding region: 139-2949 (936 amino acids)
Biological process (GO): regulation of DNA-templated transcription; RNA splicing
Cellular component (GO): nucleus; DBIRD complex
Molecular function (GO): RNA polymerase II complex binding
Source: RefSeq, a predicted model, not a curated record